UUAAUUAAAUUAAACUUUGGCUUGUAGUGUAUUUGUAUUAAUGUGUACAUUAUUAUUUAAGAAAGCAAAACAUUGCGUAAAACUUUACAUAUAACAGACCUUGCUAAACCUAGGUGUAGUGUUAAAGUACAAUAUUUACUAAUUUAUAUAAAAUAUAUAACUUUCAACUAUUGAAACUUGCCGCUCUAGACUCUAGACAAGCUCAGCUUGCAACUGAGAGGAGAGGUUUUAGGGCAGAUAACGGGUGGAAGCCGAUACGUUGACUUGUUUUGUGCAAAUGUAUACGUUUAAUAAGUUGUUAUUAAUUAAAUAAGAAAUACUACUCAUUUUUUCGCUAAGAUAAUUAGUUAUUAAGCUUCAAAAUGCGUGUUUCGAUGUUUCUGCGUUUUUCGCUACUUUUAUUCUUCCUAUUUAUACAAAAGUCUGAACAAGUCAAGAAACAGACAUCAUCCAUCACACAAGUGGAUGAUUUCAAAGAAUUUAAAAAGCUAAUGAGAACAAAAACAAAUGUGUUAGCGCUGUAUAUAAAUAAUCAUAAGAAUGCUAAACCAAUACUCGCAACUUUUGGCGAGGUAGCCAACAAAAUGAAGGGUAGAGCUACAUUGGUGUCCAUAGAUUGUGUUGGGAGUGAAGGUAAAAAGCUUUGUAAGAAACUUAAAACUGAAACAACUGCACCAUAUUACAUAAAACAUUAUAAAGACGGUGAAUUCAAUAAAGACUAUGAGAGAGCCGAGACUGUUAACUCGAUUGUGAAUUUCCUAUUGGAUCCAACGGGUGAUGCUCCAUGGGAAGAAGAUCCUACUGCAACUGAUGUAUACCACUUGGCCAAUUCUGCGGCAAUAACAAACUUCUUGAAGAAGGCAUCGGCGACAUUCAUGAAUGCACUGAUAAUGUUCUAUGCGCCUUGGUGUGGGUACUGCAAAAUCUUAAAGCCGGAAUAUGCCAAGGCUGCCAAGGACUUGAAGGGUGAAGCAAUGUUAGCCGCAAUUGAUGUCUCCAAACCGGACAAUGCAAAAAUUCGCACCGAAUUCAAUAUCACCGGCUUUCCGACAAUAUUCUACUAUGAGAAGGGUCGUUUUCGCAUGGUGUACAAUGGAGACAAUAAACGCGAAGCACUGGUCAAGUUCGUGCGAGACCCGAAUAGCGUUGAGGAAGUUAAGAAAGACGCACCCACUUCUUGGACGGAGGAUACUCAAUUGCUACAUUUAACAGCGAAAAACUUUGACUUCUCGCUAGUCGCCAUAGAACAUGCUCUGGUAGUGUUCUACGCGCCCUGGUGCGGCCACUGUAAGAACCUCAAGCCGAAUCUUGUUAGGGCUCAAGAGAUUAUGCAGGCGGAAAAGAUUGAAGGUCUUAUAGCCGUUGUGGACGUGACUGAGCAAAGGGAGCUGGGUUCUCGCUUCAACGUGAAGGGAUACCCGACGAUGAAGUACUUCCACAGGGGCCAAUACCAGUACGACAUUAAUCAUCGUACUGAUGAUAAAAUCGUUGAAUUUAUGAAGGAUCCCCAAGAGGCGGCAGUGCCACCUUCAGAAAAACCGUGGACCGAAGAGGAGUCCGCAGUACGUCAUCUCACUACGGACACGUUCAAAUAUGCGUUGCGGAAAGUUAAGCACGCACUCGUUAUGUUUUACGCACCAUGGUGCGGUCACUGUCAAUCGACGAAACCGGAGUUCGUGAAGGCCGCGGAGAAAUUCGCUGACGAUCUCAUGAUACUGUUCGGCGCCGUGGAUUGCACCGUCGAGACUGGAUUGUGUUCCACCAUGAAGAUAAAGGGAUACCCCACUUUGAAGUAUUUUAAUCAUUAUGAAAAGAUCGAAGACUAUUCUGGGGGUCGGAAGAUGGCCAAUUUCGUGCAAUACAUCCACACCCAGAUAGACGCCACUCUUAUGCAAGAGAAGGGCAUCAAGAGUCACACCAUGGAUGGCUUCGGCGUGAAUGUCAUACUCGCUAAUGAUGAUAACUUUAUGCACAUACUCGGCGAUACUGUGCCGAGCUUUGUCAUGUUCCACGCGCAAUGGUGCGGCCACUGCAACGAAGCGAAGCCAGCGUUCAGCCGCCUCGCGACCCAGCUGAAGAACGAGAACGUGUCCAUCAAAAUCGUCGCCAUCGACGUGACCGACAACCUCAAAGCCACCGAUUUCGGCCAAAUCAAAACCUUGCCGACAUUCAAGCUGUACUCCGAAGCGACACUCCUGGCGGUAUACGAAGGCGACCGUACCCUGGAGGACAUGCACUCCUUCUGCAGGCACUCCUUGCAGGUUAACGAGGAAUUGUGACUCCUAACAACCAUUAGGGUCUUGAAAUUCGUGGCCGCCUUCCUGGCGGUAGCGAUGCCGUAUUGGGAAAUAGAAGUACACUUUAUUAACCCGCUGGAUUUAAUCUACGAGGAGGAGGAGGAGGAGAUGGACGACUGAGGCCUGUACGCCGUAAUAUGUCUUAUUGUGCAGUUCCUGAGGGACUAAAUUUGCGUGGAUUCGAUUGACCCUUUGACGGCUUGUCAAGAAUUUUAUCGGAUAGCUUUAGAUUUGUGAAUUACAAAUU
Zerene cesonia (dogface butterfly) is the source of this 2544-nucleotide messenger RNA. Its product is annotated as protein disulfide-isomerase A5. Gene Ontology annotation, molecular function: protein disulfide isomerase activity. Gene Ontology annotation, biological process: protein folding. The transcript has 12 exons. Bases 363 to 2279 code for a protein of 638 amino acids. Lineage: Eukaryota; Metazoa; Arthropoda; Insecta; Lepidoptera; Pieridae. Gene Ontology annotation, cellular component: endoplasmic reticulum. The record is from RefSeq and is a predicted model, not a curated record.